Mastomys coucha (southern multimammate mouse) is the source of this 8266-nucleotide messenger RNA. It is a transcript of the gene Tdrd15, whose product is annotated as tudor domain containing 15. The transcript has 7 exons. Bases 945 to 7154 code for a protein of 2069 amino acids. The record is from RefSeq and is a predicted model, not a curated record. NCBI's taxonomy places the organism in Eukaryota, Metazoa, Chordata, Mammalia, Rodentia, Muridae.
GCCAGAAUUGGCUAGUACAAUAGAAAACGAGGUUAAAAAAAGAAAGAAAGAAAGAAACAAAGACAGAAACAAAUAAAGGAAGAGGGAAAAUGCUGGCAUCCUUGAUAAGAACACUGCGGUAGAACCCACUUGCUGCAAGGGGAGGCUAGCAAGGAUCUGGCCUGAUUUCACAAUUUUCACACCUUAUAGUGAACAAAGUCUCUGAAAAUCCUUUAUGUAAUAGCUAUCAUCACCAACUUUCUCUCGCACCAUUCACCUCAGCCUUGGGCAACCAUUAUACAGUUUCUGCUCCAUGGAGUUUUCUAUUCUGGGCACUUCAGGUAAAUGGCAGAACUAGAAAAGAUCAUCCUGAUUGUGGUAACCCGGACUUAGAAAGACAAACAUGGAUGUGCAGGGAUCAAGAGGGAACAGAAAUUGAGGGAAUAGCCAACCAAUGACUGACCCAACUUGAGACCCAUGACAUGGGAAAGAGCCCACUCCAACCUAGCAUUGAUACUCUGCUGUAAUUGCAGACAGGAGUCUAGCAUAACUGUCCUGGGAGAGGCUUCAUCCAACAACUAAUGGAAACACAUGCAAAGACCCACAGCCUAAUAUUAGGUAGAACUUGAGGAAUCUCGUGGAAGAGGGGGAGGAAGGAUUGACGAACCCAGAGAGGUCAAGGAUACCACAAGAAAACUACAGAAUUAACUAACCUGGGCCUACAAGAGCUCACAGCAACUGAACCAUCAACCAAAGAGUAUGCAUGGGAUGGACCUAGGUCCCUUACACAUAUGUGACAGCUGUGCAGUUUGGUCUUCAUGUGAGACUCCUAACAGCAUGAGCAGGGGGCUAUCCCUGAUUCUGUUGCCUGCCUUUGGACCCUUCCUCCUAACUGGGCUGCCUUGUCUAGCCUCAGAAGAAGAAGGUGCACCACCCAGUCCUACUGCAAUUUAGAUGCCAAGUAAAUGGAUUCCACAUCUUUAUUGCCAACACAUUUAGAUGUGGAUUUGACAGUUUUGCAUAUUGAGUGUCUUCCUAAGGAUAUUCUUGUGAAAUUUCAAGGCAAAAAUAAUAGUGAGUGUCAGUUUGACUAUCACAUAUUGCAGAGGGAAAUACAGUACAUCCCCAAAGUGAAGAAUAAUGUGGACAUUGAUGAGUUUUGCUUGGUGGAGGAAAGAGGGACUGGAGAAUGGCAGAGAGGAAGAGUCAUGGGAAAGAAGAAUGAAGUCUAUAAUGUGCUGCUUAUUGAUCGGGGAGACGAGCUGACAGUUGAUAGUACUCGCGUAGCCUCUGCUUGCAAAAAAUUAUUUGAGCUCCCUCCCAGAGUCAUAUUUGGCAUUUUUGCCAACAUACUCCCAGUUGGAGAGAAAUGGUCUCCCAAAGCUUUGAAUUAUUUCAAGUCACUGGUAGGAAUGCAGGUGAAAGGCAAUAUGCAAACUGUUUUGCCUCUUCAAAUGAUUCUUCUUGAGGCACCUAAAGUUAUAGCUGGGGUUCUUGAAUUACAAUUAGGAAGAUUUAUUGACAGGGAUACAUUUCGUCUUGUUGUCAAAAUAUUAAAGGAAAUCCCCCAGCCAAUGCUAGACUUACAACAACAUAAAAGUCCUGAGUUGCCAUCAAGUAGCAAGAGCACUUUACUUGAUAUUCAGUAUGUCCUAGAUAAUUUCCAGCCGUCUUUACCAGUGGGAAGUUUGGACAGCAUCAAAGUGUCAUCUGCAGUGAGUCCCAGUAAAUUUUAUUGUCAAUUACUUAAGCAGAUUCCAGAGCUAGAAGACCUGACAAAGCGUAUGAAUUUGCAUUACAACAACACAAUGGUCUGUCAAGAAACCAGCCCCGAGUGUGACAAUUUUGGACUCCUGUGCAUUGCUAAAGGGACAAACGGGCGGUGGCAAAGAGGAAUUCUCCAGCAGGUCUUGCCUGAUAAUCAAGUGAAAAUCUGGUUCAUGGAUUAUGGUGGCAGUGAGUCUGUACCCUCUGUCCACAUGAGGAAACUGAAGCAGGAUUUUAUCCUUGCACCGCCAUUCUCGUUCCCGUGCUCGCUGACCUAUUUACACAGUUCAGACCAAGAAGUAAGGAAACAACAACUGGCCAUAUUUAAGCAAGCCCUUUUGGGGCACGUAGUGUAUGCCUGCAUUGACUGGUUCAGUGAGGAUGAACGUCUGUAUUAUGUGACUUUACAGUCUCAAGAAUCUGCAGCUAAUUCUAAGUGUCUGCCGAGGAUGUGGGGCACACAGAUACAUUGUCCAGCAUCUGAGUCCGACGUUUCUGGUACCGUGGAUGAUGCGGGCACUUACAGAACAGACAGCUUUGCAGUUGAUUUUGAGCAGUCAGUGGGUGAACUAAAUGAAAAGGAUGACCUAAAAGCAGCUUUUCCCAUUAAAACUGUAAAAAUGGAGGUUGAAUCUACCUACAUAGCAUUUGUAGUGAAUGUAUUGAACCCAUCCAAUUUCUGGGUACGGAUUAAUAAGUACCAGAGCAAAUUUCAAGACUUAAUGAGAACUAUAAAUAAGUUUUAUAAUGCACCUGAAAAUAAUGAACUAACUCUGAGACACCCUGGACCUGGACUAUUGUGUUGUGCCAGAUAUAGUAAGGAUAGAUGUUUCUACCGAGCCAUCAUCACUGAAGUGAAUGACUAUCAGAUUAAUGUUUACCUCCUGGACUAUGGAAGUACUGACUCUAUACCAUUUUUUGAUGUAAAAAUUUUGCUUCCAGCAUUUCGUGAGUUGCCUCCUCUAGCCGUGCACUGUUCACUGGCACAUAUAGCUCCAGUGACAGAUGUGUGGAUCAAGGUAGCAACAGAUUAUUUUAAAAAAAUCAUUUUGAACAAAGCAAUUUUGCUUCAAGUUAUAGCAAAAAGAGACGACAAGUACAUGGUGAACAUUCAGAAUAUUGAAGCUCCUGAGAAUACUGAUGUUGUCUCUCUGAUGCUACGAGCUGGAUAUGCAGAACCUGCAGAGGUAGCAUUGGGUUUCCACAGAUUUGUAAGAGACCGUGCAGUUUUAAAGCUAAAUACACUUCAUGAGAAAAGUGCUGUGACCUCUGUCCCUGUCAAAAGACCUGAGCCUGAGAGGUAUAAUUCCAACAAGCUGAAAGAAAACAUCUCAUCUUUGUGCAGGUACCUGGAUUUAAAAGUUUCUUUCAACUUGGUUUUUGAACCCGACUCACCACAACCUUAUAAGGAAUAUGUGUUCAAACCAGGAAAGCUUCUUGAAGUCAACUGCUCCUACUAUCAUGGCCCUGGUGACUUUUCAUGCCAGCUUCAGUGUAAGUUAGGAGAUUUAAAGCUACUGAUGGAACAAAUUCAAGAUUAUUAUAACAUCUACCCAGAGCCAUAUCAGACUGGGAAGGUAGCUUGUGUUGCUAAGCAUUCCAGAGACGGGAAGUGGUACAGGGCUGCUAUCUUGACUCAAGCCUCAGAACAAGAAGUUGAAGUAAUAUUUGUUGACUAUGGCAAUCGAGAGCGAGUGUUCAUUAAAGAUCUUUGUGCUAUGAACCCUCAUUUUCUUGCUCUAGAAGCCCAGGCUUUCAGAUGCUGCCUCAACUAUCUAGUUGAGCCCAUUAGCUGUAAACUAUUAGACUGGACAGCAGAAGCAUCCAGAGACUUUGGAAAUUUCAUUUCUUCAUGUGGAGGCUUACUUACCUGUACUGUGUAUGCCUUAGUUCUCAUACACCCCAGAUGCUUACGUAAUUUAGUGGAUUUACAAUCACCAUUUACCAGUGCAAAUGAAUUUCUCCUUAGCCGUGGCUCCACCCACCACAGAGUAUUAUCAAGGCCACUCCCAUUCUCAAUUAGUCUUUACAGUUACUAUUACUCUUCCUUUAAUAUAAAGAUUGGCAGUGAAGAAGAUGUAUAUAUAUCUCAUGUGUAUAGUCCCAAAAGGUUCUAUUGCCAGCUUUGUAGAAACAGCAAAGAUUUAGAGAUGCUGGAGACAAGAAUCACAGAGAUGAUUAACCUAAAAAUGUGCUCAAAAUGUGACUGGAACAGAAUGAGACUGUGCAUCUCGAAGUACAUAGAGGAUGGGCUCUCGUAUAGAGCCUUGGUGAAGCCAACAGUGUCGUCAUCUGACACUUGCGUUUAUUUUGUGGACUAUGGGAAUGAGCAAUUGGUCGAAGAAAAUAUGCUGUGUGCCAUUUCUGACCAGUUUCCCGAGCUGCUGUUUACACCUAUGCAAGCGAUUCAGUGUUUUCUAUCAGAUCUUGGAGAUAUCGAUAUUCCAGGAGAAAUCAAUAGAUGGUUUGAAGACAAUUUCUUAGGGAAACCAUUAAAAGCUGUAGUACUGUCUAGGGAAUCAGAUGGGCAGCUUGGUAUAGACUUAUAUGAUGGGUAUCAACAUAUAAAUCAGACAAUAAAAUUGCUACUUAAUGUUUAUGGAGAAAAACAUUCUAAACAAGCUUGGCAUGUGGGAAAGAAUCAGAGGUUAAACCAGGUAUCCGCUGCUGCUUUGAAAGAAAACACAGAAAGCAACCGUUGCCAAAAUGCAAUAAAUAAAACUAGCCUAGCAACACAGUCAGCAAACAAAACAGAUCAAUUGAUGCAUCCCCAAAGCAUAUACAGCAGGAGUUUGAAAUCAUCAGUUUGUUGUAAAGUUGAACCCAUGCCAAAAGGCAAACUGAAGAAGUCCUCGAAGGAUAGACUUAAAAAUAUAAAAUUUGCCCCUGGGUCUGCACGCAUUCCUGAAGACAGUAACAUGGGUCCCAACUCAGGAGAGAGGGUAUCAAAAUUAUUUACCAAAUAUUUAAAUCAAUCAGCUUCUCAAAAUCUUCUCCUUAUUAGACCUCCGAUCUCAAAAAUUAUUCAACCCUGCAUUGACUUGAGUACCCAGGUUAAGGGAUCUGCACCCACUAUCCGCCAUCCAGCCAAUUUUCAUAAGGGGUGUACUGGGAAUGGAAACAAAGCAAUGGGAUGCACCCUUGCUCUAAACAAAAAGACAGAUUCUCAGAAAAAAGGGAAUUGUCUGAGCCCUCUGGUGAGAGAUCACGUAGAAUACGCUAAUGACCAUGUCAUGUCCAGAGAUGUUUCUAAGGAUGUGUUGCCUGAAGAAGGGUCCUUUGAAGUGGAAGUUUUUGAUCAUGGUAAUACUGCCAUAGUAAAUGGAUCUAAAGUUUACUCUAUUAACAGGGAACUCUUAACUAUCCCCCGGCUGGGAAUUGGUUCUUUUCUUCAUAGGAUAAGAUGGGAUGGGCCCAUUGAAAUAUGUAAAAGCCGAAUUGCAGAUUAUUUUGCCUCAGGAGUAAUUAACAGAAUAGUUUUUUGUGAAUUUUGGGAGACACAUGAUCAAAAGUGGGAAGUAAAUAUAACCUGUGGUGAUAAAUGUGUCGUCAAGAAAUUGCUGAGGUGGCCACCAUGUCCUAAACAGCAGAAGACAGCAUUGGAGAUGCCUCGGGUCAUCACUCACCAAGUUAGUACCCAUGGAGCCAACAACGAGAAGACAGGAAGAAAAAAUAGGUGUGGAGGUUCCACGGUCUUUUACCCAUUCUCCCAACAGCUGGGUGAAAUUCCUUCUGAACUGUUCAGACUUGGGCAGCUUGAAAACAACAAAAUGAUUUACAUUUCUGAGACUGGGGAAUUUCAUGUGAUGUUACCAAAAAAUCAGAAAACAUCAGAUUUAGCAUUAUUAAUUAUUACAGAAGAUAAAAAUUCCUCUUUGUUAUCAAUGGAUGAUAUUCAAAGGGGGUUACAAUUCUUGGCAGCAUCUAAAAGAAAUUUAAUGUGGAACCAGCCCAAAACAGUUGAGCAGUGGAUGGACGAGAAAGUACUUGCUUUUUUAGAUCAUGGGCAGCGAGCAGUGGUGCCCAUAAAUAAUGCCAAAGUACCUAGUGGUGAGAUCAUGUGUAGUCCACGACAAGGAGUACCUUGUAAAUGGAUUUGGUUUACACAUUCUACUCUUGAAUGCAUUGUGUGUUUAUUUGCUCAUUUGGAAACGAGCAACCUUUAUCUGAAAUAUUUAGACUAUGCUUGGGAAGUGGACAUUUUGUUGGAUGGCAUGUUGCUUUGGGGGUAUUUAAAUGUAACUACAUCUCAGGUGGACGAACGAAGAAAACAGCCAUCUGCAGGUACUGUUUUGGGUCUGGAGCCCCCGGCACUUUUGUCACCAAGUGCAAUCCGGCCCUUUGUUUGGGCGCCACUCCAAAAUGGUAAACGGUAUUCUGGCAUUGCCACUGCUGUGUGUGACCCCUCAGACUUCUGUGUGCAGUUAGAGGAUUUCUUUGAUGUAAUGAAGUACCUCUUUACCUUGCUUUCAGAUGUACCAGAGCCCUUGCAAGCAUUGCCUCUGGAGCACAUGAUUCCUGGUUCUAGUUGCUUGUUCAAAAGUGAGUUGGAAGAUCAGUGGAACAGAGCGGAAAUAUCUGAAGUUUCGGAUCAAUCUUUACAGCUCAUUUUGGUUGACUAUGGACUUUUUGUUUGUGUACCUUUUUCAGAAGCAAUGAACCUUAAAUCUGUACCUCAGAAAAUUAUGAACUUGCCGAGGCUGAGCUAUCCAUGUAGGCUCUAUGGUGUCUUGCCUGCUACAGGGAAACUGUGGAAUAAGGAAGUCAGACAGUUUUUUCAAGAUUUCCUAAGCAAACCAGGAUUAGUUUUUCAGUUUAGGGAGUAUGGUCCUGGAGCAAUAUCAGAAGUGGAUGUCUUUCAUGAGAAUGACAGUGUUUCAGAUAUGCUAGUGGCUUCUGGUCUUGCCAUUCAUCCUAAGGAUUCAGCCCAUCCUGAUGGAAUUAUUGCUACUGGAUGUAUGAAAGCCUUGCAUAAACUACAGAGCCAAACCAUCUGUUCACUGUUGGACAAACAUUGUUACAAAAAAGAAAAUGCUAAUUACAGCACUAACAAACAAAAGCUACAGAGGAAGAAACCUAUGAAGAGGAGAAACGUCUCUAGGCACCUCUUAAGGAAAAGCCAUGCUAGCAAAAAAUUACACUCUGGAAAUUUAAAACUGAGAAGAAAAAUUGUUAGUGGGAAACUUAACUUCCAAAGUACAGUUCUGUUGGAGAUAUGUGUAGCAUCUAUGUCUGGAAGAGUACCUGAUCCUUUAGAGAACAAUACAGGCUGCUUCGGAAACAUUUUUGAAAACCUAUCAACUGAAGGAUUCCAGGAAAAGCAUAACACAAUGGACUUAAAAGAAGUGGGUGUUAAUGAAAAAAUUGCAGUAGAACACUUGAAAAGUCCUCAGAAGAAAUGUACUUGAGGAGCAUCAUGGAGUCCAAUAUGCACCUGGACCUGACUUAUUUUUUUAUUCUAAAUGAUUCUAAUGAAUCAAUUUACGUAUUUAGAUAGCUUUGGGCCAGGGUCCUAUCUAUAUACUUCAGGCUUUCCUUGGACCUCUGGUCACAAAAUGUUGAUCGUCAGUCUCUACCUCUUGAAUGCUGGGAUUACAAGUAUGUGCCACCAUGCUGGAGUAGACUUGAGUUAGUUGAUGAAAACCAAGACUUUAUCCUAAUGCUAGACUGAAAUGACACUCUUGGGACUGAGUGCUAUAAAGUAUGUUUAUAAAGGAUGUGGUCUUUUCUUCAGCAGGCAGGUUGUAUCUUCCAAGGAUUUUUCAGUCUUGUCCACCUUAUUUAUUCUUACUCAGCAUGACCUGUCUACUCCCCCUCAGAAGCUAGAAUGUUGUUUUCUUUCCCUUGGACAUGGGGAGGCUCAUGACUGCUUUGACUAAUGGUAUAGUGGGUAGGAGUAAUGCUAUGUAACUCCACAAGUCUGGGUCCUAAAUGAUCCAGAUUUUUGCCUUAUUUUCUGGAGUAUUUGCACCUGAUACUGUGGAUCAUUGUUUGAGAAACACAACUACUGGACAUAGCCAAACUCUGGCAAACCCAAGUCACAUGGGUACAGGGGCUUUAGUCAAGAGAACAAGCCCCAAACAGUUGUAAUUCCCCCUCAUUGAGGCCGUGAGCAUUCUGUGAUACACACCAGCUCCAUUCUGCCCAUUCCCAAGAUACAGCGUCCAUGAACUUCCAUAUCCGAAUCUUUGAGGUAGUAAAUGGACCAAGUGGGUGACUGAUAAACCUCUGAUGAUUCAUUAGCUCUCUUCUCACAGUAAUAUGAAGAGACUUGGUAAUGAAUAAAAUAUGAGCUUCAGGGGAAGGCUUGUGACAGCACUUUUAGCUGCUUGGUGGUUGUCUUGCUUCCCUGCUUAACUUUGAGAUAGUAAGUCUGGUGCCUGUCUAAGCUCCUGACAGCUGAUGCACAACUGUGUACUAGUUUGCACUGUUUUAUUGUUUUAUUUGUUUUAUUUCAUUUGAUUGGCUUUGUGUUCUCUUACUCUGUUAAAAAAGAAUUCAAUAAAUGUGAUUGUUUCAA